Molecule: messenger RNA, 461 nt
Organism: Acyrthosiphon pisum (pea aphid)
Lineage: Eukaryota; Metazoa; Arthropoda; Insecta; Hemiptera; Aphididae
Exons: 2
Coding region: 86-424 (112 amino acids)
Source: RefSeq, a predicted model, not a curated record
UUCAAACAAUGACAUUACAAUCAAUAGUAGAAAAUGAAUAUCAAUUGGAUUUUGAAAUAGUAAUGUGUGUAUUCAAUUUUCAGAUAUGUACUUUAUAUUGAGUUUCAAGCCGACGCGUUUUUUGCAAACAAGAAUAUACACUUUUAGCGGACUUACAUCAAUGGAAAAAUACAUGAGCUCCGUUCAUUACAGUAAACGUUUUCUUUGGUCGUCCGAUUUAAAUUUGAAUGAUAUGUGCUUUAUAUUGAGUUUCAAGCCGAUGCGUUUUUUGCAAACAAGAAUUUACACUUUUACCGGACUAACAUCAAUGGAAAAAUACAUGAGCUCCGUUCAUUACAUUCAACGUCUUCUUUGGUCGUCCGAUUUAAAUUUGAAUUGUAUAUUAUUAGUAUAUGUAAUAUUUUAUGAGUGUAAUACAUUGUAGAUAAAACGACAGAAUAAAAUAUCCAUAUAUACAUGUA